CGCUUCCGCGGGCCGGGAGCGCUCCUCGCUGGCGGCCCCACCUCGGUGGGGACUGUCGUGUCUGCGCGUACUUUGUUUUCCUGCUCCGGCACUAUUUUGCCCACGAACACGUCCCGGUACGGAAGGGUCUUUAAAGAUUAGGUUCGGGCCGUCAGGAACGUUCGUGAACUUGGACGGAGUGGGAGUUUCAUUCCUCUGACACGUCAAAAUAGCAAGUAAAGUUGGGUUAAGCGUGAGUCCUGUGUCACCGCUGUCCCGAGGGACGCUGUGGCGACAUCUUGCAUUUUAAAGGCCGGUUUUCGUGUUUCCUGGGGUUCUCUUACAAGGUGGUUUACUCCUUAGUCAUCAGCGUAGUCUCUGUGGGCACGUGUUCACCGCUUCCAGGUCGUGUGUCACGGCCAGUGCUGCCGUGCACCUGCCUGGUUUGGAGCGGCUCCCCCCCUCUGUGUGAACCGCUGGCCCUGGGGCGACCGUGGACCCGCAGGGAGGUGUGGGCGGCGCCGCCCCCGCGCCCGGGUCUCGCCGGGGGUCCCCGAGGGCGCGGAGCGGGCCGGGAGCGUGCGCGCGCGGCUGUCUGCGCGGCAGGGGCUUCUCUGGGCUGAGCGCGCGAGGGCCGCGGCUGGGCCGCCUCUUUGGUCUCUGUGAGAAACGGCCCGACGUCCCCGGCGUGCCUGCCUUGCGUGUCUCCGCGCCGCCGCGUGAGCGGGCGUCCCUGCGGCCGCGCCCGCCGUGGGCUGCGGAGCGGUUCUGAGCGGCCCGCUGGGGUGCGGUGGCGCUCCUGGCGGCGGAGCGCGCGGAGCAUCCCCUCGCGGGCCUGCUGCUCCCGGGCGCGCGGCCCUCUCGUCCGCUCAGCGCCCGCUGGUGUUCUCGUGAGGUCGUCUGCUGUUUCACCGGACCUUUUGAGAGUGCUGUGUGUUUUAUACAUACACACUCUCUGUUGGAUGUCUGGUUUGAAAAUAUUUUCUCCUCAUCUGCAGCUUGUUUUUUUUUACCCUUUUAACGGGGUCUCGCACAGAGCAAGUUUCUAAUUUUCAUGGAGCCCGGUUUAUCCGUUUUUAAAAAUCUUUUACGAACUGUGCUUUUUAUAUCACGUACAAAAAAAUUCUCUUUAGUGCUAGGUCCCCAGAACUUCCUCCUGUGUUUUGUUUACUUAUUGAUGGCCACACCAUGUGGCUUGUGGGACCUUCGUUCCUUGACCGAGGAGCAAACCUGUGCCCACGUCAGUGAAAGCGUGGUCCACCAGGGAACUUCCUCUCCUGUGUUUUAUUGUAAAAGUUUUAUAGUUUCUGUUUUAUAUUUCACAUCAUCCAUUUGGAUCCAUGUUGUUUCGGGUGUGAAGGUCAGGCGGAGGUUUGCUUUUCUGCCCAUGGAUGUGAAAGGACUCCAGCACCGUUUGCUGAAAAGAUUCGCUUUCCUGAAUUGAAUUGCUUGUGUACAUUUGUCAGAAACUAGUUGAAUGUAUUUGUGUGGCUCUAUUUCUGGGGUCCUUCUUCUCCGUUGCCCCGGGUCUGCCCUCCUCCAGUGCCAGGCUUGAUUGUUACAGCGGCAGAGUAAGUCUUAAGUCUGAGAGUGGUUCAUCUCCCUUUAUGCUUCUUUUAAAAAAAUGUCAGGACUUCCCUGGUGGUCCACUGGUUAAGAAUCUGCCUUCUAAGGCAGGGGACUUGGGUUUGAUCCCUGGUCCGGGAACUAAGAUUCCACGUGCCUUGGGGCAGCGACGCCCGUGAGCUGCAACUACUGAGCACACGAGCCACAGUUAGACUGUGUGCCGCAACUAUGAGCCAGCGCACCGCAACGAAAGAUCCUGCAUGCCGCAACUAAGACCCAAUGCAGCCAGGUUAAUAUUAAUUAAUCAGUUAAAAAAUCUUUACUUUUCUAGUACUUUUGCUUUCCCAUAUACAUUUUGGAAUAAGUUUGGCCAUAUCUAUAAAAAAUCUUGUUGAGCUUUUUAUAGAAAUUGCAUUAAACCUAUAGGUCAGUUUUGGAAACUGACAUCACUGUGUUAAGUGUUCUAAUCCGUGACCAAGGGCAUCUCUGUUUAUUUAGAUCUUCUUUGAUUUCUUUCAUCAGGGUUUUUAAAUAUAGUCAGCAUACAGGUUCUCUACAUGUUUCGUUAGGUUACAUCUAAGCAUGUUUUGAGCGACUGGAUGAUACCUCUCUAAUUUGUCUCCCUUUUUUGCCUGUCGCCCUGUCUGGGACUUGCGGGACUGUGCUGAGCGUGCAUGGAGCAGACAUCCUUGCCUGGUUCCCAGUCUUACUUUUUCACCAUCAAGUUUAUGUUAGCAGUAGGGUUCUUGUAGAUGCUCUAUAUCAAGUUGAGGAAGGUACCGUACCCUUUGUUCCUGAUUGCUGAGAACUUUUACCGUAAGCGGAUGUUGAGUUUUGCCCAGCGCUUUCUUGUGCAUCAGUUGACGUAAUCAGCCAGAUGAAGUGACAGAUUACGUCCAUUGAGCCAGCCUUGCAUUCCGGGAAUAAGCCCCACUUGGUGAUUGGUUUGUCCUUUUUAAACGUUGUCCAUAUUAAGGAUGCAUCAGAUAAUACAGAGUGUUACCCCAAGACUCAGCUAAUGUAAUUCUUAAACUACAAGGGGAAGCUGAGGUGGCAUCACCAGCCCGUACUUAGCUAUUGAAUAAAUUCUAUUUCAGCGCCUGUCCCAGAGGGCUGAGGGGUGGGGGGGGGGGGUGACUCUGGCCCCUGUGCUGCGCCCCAGUCCUCAGCUCUUAGCACUGGAAACAUUGUUAUUUACAAACAUAAGUUCACCUCAGCCCUUUAAAUGAGAAUUACUUUGAAUGAUUUAUUCCUUUGAAUAUGUUGCCUAUAAUAUGAAACAAAAUAUGUAAAAAUGUAAUGAUUAUAAAGUUAAUUCUGAGCCUUUUCAAAAUUUCAACAUGGUAGGAUUUUGUUACUUUCUUAUCCAUAUCUUCUCAAGGUUAUAGUAGCUAUUUCUGUACUUUUUUGGGAUGACAGAGUCUUCCACAUCCUUCUAGGAUUAUAGGAUCACCUGCCCAGCUCAGGCUGCGGGCCCAGUUGGUUUUGAGACAGGUCUUCCUUGCAAGCAAGUUUUGGCUUCUUGCAGGCUGGUGCAGCACCCAGAGAGUGGUCUUCAAGUUUUGUGUGGCCAGUGUUUUGGCAUCGUUGCCUGUGGUUAUCGUCUGUUGAUGUUGUGUGUGACUGGAAACUGGGGUACACGCUGAUGGAACCUUAGUUUAGGAGGGGCUAAGUCAAAGGCGUCAUUUCCAGAAGAUGAGGAGUGGAGUCUGCAGGGUCCUGUCUCCUCCCGGGGCCCUGGGCCUCUCUGCUGGGUCCUGUUGUCUGUGUCCACUGCAGUCAUGCACGGGGCCUUAUGAGCACUGGCCCAGAUGCCAACUCCAUCCCUCCUCGCUGUAUCACCGUGGGCUUCGGUCUCCUGGACACUCCCUGCUCGCGGCCCCUUGCGAGUGUAAGUCAGGCGGUUCGAGUCCAGUGGUCGUACGGGGCCUAGCAGGGUGGGCGCUGGGCCAGGCGAUGGGCCCUGGUUCUGCUGUUCACCGGCCGUCCUGGUCUUGCGUAAGCGUCCGCAUUCCUGUAGCUGUAACCCUGGCCUCCCUGGCCUGCCCUUCCUCCUUUCACAGAGAGAGGGACGCACGGCCUUGUGUCCUGUGUCGCCUCCUGUUGAGCUGGAAACUGACCCUCUCUCGCGGUGUCACCCUCGGUCUCAGCACAGCCAUUUGUGUGACUUGUCACCUUUCCCUUUGUGGACUGUUUUCUCCUACAUCAUCUGCUCCAGCCUUCGUAACCUCUCUUUGGGGCUUGCAUGGUAACAGCUUGGCUAACCGGGUCCUUUCAGGGCUCUUUUGCUCUUUUCUGGCAACAGAUUGUUCAGAUGUGGCCCUGCCCUGAUUUAUUGGAGGAGAGCAGUUUGUUUACUUGCAUCUUCAAGGUAGCAAGCUGAGGCUGCUGCCAGGCCUCUUAGUAACAGCUUAAAACUAGUUUUUUAAAUAACACUCCCUUUGAACGUUGUGAGUUUAUGGUCGAUCUGUCAUUGCAGUGUGACUGUGUUGGUGCCGUCGGGCCCUCCUGCGGAUUGAGUGAUUUACACGAGUGGAGCCGUUGGGGCAGUGCCCGCACAGAGACGCUGCUCAGUGAUGCUAGUGAUUGUGUUUUUAUUUUGGACAGUUUUUACUGGAGUGAGGGAAACAUAUCUAUUCAUUUUUUUAUAUAUAUUUAGAGCCAAAGUCUGCCUUCUUGUAUUUCUUACCAGUCUGCACGGUGCCCUUUCAGGCACGCACGGCCUGCUGUGGUGUGCAGCCGGACACUCGAAAUCUCUCGGGCCCCUCCUGUGGCCAGUGGGCUCGUCCUCACCUCCCCACACUUGGUGCCGCCCACGGGCUCUCCAUCCCGGUACCCUCGUGGCUCCUGUGCUCUCGGCGUCACGUUUGUGGUUUCCUUCCAGACUCCUAUCCAGACCCUUCGGUUUGGCGUGCCCCCGGUGCAGCCCCCGCGAGCCUGUCCGGUUCCGUGGUUGAAAGCGUCACUCCGUGCUGACGGCGCCCACCGCGUGCAGCUUGCCGCUGGGUUCCAGCCUUGAACUUGCAGCCGCCCUCUUGUUCCCUCUCCCCCCGCCGGCAAUGAUCUGUGAAGUCGGUGGGGCACCAUUUGGGCCCUGAGAACCCAGAGCGGAGCGGAGCUUCUGUGGCUUCCACAGGAGCUGUGGGGAGGGAGACUCACCAGGAGUGAGGAGGAACUUGGGGCAGGUGUGGUCAGUGCUGCCAAGAAGAGGAAGUGAGCGUGGGGGAGGGAGUAUGGAGUGGGAGGCUCGGGUGUUUCCUUCAGGAGUUUCCUGCAGGAGGUGGCGUUUGAGCCAAGAUCCGAAUGCAGGUUAUAUCACAGAUAAGUCUGUGUGGACGCGUGCUUUCAUUUCUGUUGGGUGAACAUCUGAGAGUAGAGUGGCUGGAGUACACAGCUUGCCCUGUUUCCGUUCCCACCAGCAGUGUUUGAGGGUUCCGGGUCCUCCUGGGGCUCAGGGACACUUGGUGCGGUCAGCUGUCUUACAUUCUAGCCAUUCUAGGUGGGCGUGAGGUGGGGCUCAUCGUGAUUUUGAUUUGCAUUUCCCUAGUGACUAAUGAUGUGCUUGUUUGCAAUCAAUAUGUCUUUGGGGAAGUUGCCCAAAGUUGGGGUCUUUCGCCAAUUUUUUCAUUGGGUUGUUUUCUUACUAAGUUUUAAGAAUUCUUUAUGUAUUUUGGAAGCAAGUCCUUUGUCAUAUAUACAUUUAGCAAGUAUUUUUUGUCAAUCUGGAGCUUGUAUUUUCAUUCUUAACAGUGUCUUAUGAGGGGUAAAAGAUUUUAAUUAUAAUGAAGUUUGAUUUGUUGUUUUAAACCUUGUGAUUUUUGUGUCCUAUUUAAGAAAUCUUUGCCAAAUCCAAGGCCACUAAGAUUUUUUUCCAAUGCUUUCUCCUUAAAGAUUUUUUGAAAUAAACUUAUUUACUUAUUUAUUUUUGGCUGCAUUGGGUCUUCGUUGCUGCGCGUGGGCUUUCUCUAGUUGCAGAGAGCGGGGGCUACUCUUCGUUGCAGUACCAGGGCUUCUCAUUGUGGGGGCUUCUCUUGUGGAGGACGGGCUCUAGGCACGAGGGCUUCAGUAGUUGCAGCAUGUGGGCUUAGUAGUUGUGGCUCAAGGGCUCUGAAGCACAGGCUCAGUAGUUGUGGUGCACGGGCUUAGUUGCUCUGUGGCAUGUGGGAUCUUCCCAGGCCAGGGAUCAAACCCCUGUCCCCCUGCAUUGGCAGGUGGAUUCUUAACCACUGCGCCACCAGGGAAGUCCAUCCUUAAAGUUUUAUAGUUUGUAUUCUUACAUUUAGGUCUGUAAUCCAUUUCAAGUUAAUCUCUGCAUAUUGUGUGAGAAGAAUUUAGCUUCAUACUUUUGGACAUGGCUGUGGAAUUUUUCAAGGACUGUUUUGAGAAAGAUUGUCCUCUCCCUGUUGAAUCACCUUGGCACCUCUGUUGAAAAUCAUUGACUGUGUAUGAAGGUGUCUUUCUGUUUCCUUCAUCUCCGUGUCUGUCUUUGUGUCAGUACCACAUUGUCUGGUUACUGUAGCUUCACAACAGACGAGAUCAGGUCGUAUUAGUUCUCCAACUUGGUUCUUUUUCAGUCCUUUUUGUUUUAGCUAUUCUGGGUCCUUUAAGUUUCCAUGUGAGCUUUAGAAUCAGCUUGCCGUGUCCUAUGGAGAAGGCUGGAUGUUGUUUGCUGGGUUUGGGUAGACCCUAACGCACACUGGGGAGAAGUGAGGUCGCAACAGCAUCGUGUCCUCCGAUCUGUGAACAUGGCAUCCGGGGUUUUCGGGCCGAAGACCUCCUCAUCCAUCAGCUACAGAAAUGGAACAAGAAGAGGUCAACGGGAGUAAGGAGAUGAGUUCAGAGGCGGCCCCCUACCGCUGCUCCGCCUGUCAUGGGGACGAGGACUGGGGCCUGGGCCACCCCAUCCGGGGCCGUGCCAAGUCCCGCAGCCUGUCGGCCGCGCCUGCCCUGGCCAGCACCCGGGAGUUCAGGAGGACCCGCUCUCUGCAUGGGCCGUGCCCGGUGACCACUUUCGGACCAAAGGCCUGUGUGCUGCAGAACCCCCAGACCAUCAUGCACAUCCAGGACCCUGCCAGCCAGCGGUUGACGUGGAACAAGUCCCCAAAGAGUGUCCUUGUCAUCAAGAAGAUCCGAGACGCCAGCCUGCUCCAGCCCUUCAAGGAGCUCUGCGUGUACCUGAUGGAGGAGAACAACAUGAUCGUGUACGUGGAGAAGAAAGUUCUGGAGGACCCUGCCAUCGUGAGCGACGACCGCUUUGGGCCCGUGAAGAGGAAGUUCUGCACUUUCUCAGAAGAUUAUGACGACAUCUCCAACCAGAUCGAUCUCAUCAUUUGCCUGGGAGGGGACGGGACCCUCCUCUACGCCUCCUCGCUCUUCCAGGGCAGCGUGCCUCCGGUCAUGGCGUUCCACCUGGGCUCCCUGGGCUUCCUGACCCCCUUCAACUUUGAGAACUUUCAGUCCCAAGUUACUCAGGUGAUACAGGGGAACGCAGCUGUUGUUCUCCGGAGCCGGCUGAAGGUCAGGGUCGUAAAGGAGCUCCGAGGGAAGAAGGUGGCCGUCCCCAACGGGAUCAGCGAGAAUGGGGUGCUGGCCGCAGCCCUGGAUGCGGAGGUCGGGAAGCAGGUCAUGCAGUACCAGGUCUUAAACGAGGUGGUGAUCGACAGAGGCCCCUCCUCAUACCUGUCCAACGUGGACGUCUACCUGGACGGGCACCUCAUCACCACGGUGCAGGGCGACGCCUGUCCUGCAGGCGUGAUCGUCUCCACGCCGACGGGCAGCACGGCGUACGCGGCUGCCGCCGGCGCCUCCAUGAUCCACCCCAACGUGCCGGCCAUCAUGAUCACGCCCAUCUGCCCCCACUCGCUGUCCUUCCGGCCCAUCGUGGUCCCGGCCGGUGUCGAGCUGAAGAUCAUGCUGUCACCAGAAGCAAGGAAUACGGCGUGGGUGUCCUUCGAUGGACGCAGGAGACAGGAAAUCCGCCACGGAGACAGCAUCAGCAUCACUACCUCUUGCUACCCGCUCCCCUCCAUCUGCGUCCGCGACCCCGUGAGCGACUGGUUUGAGAGCCUGGCGCAGUGUCUGCACUGGAACGUGCGGAAGAAGCAGGCCCACUUCCCAGAGGACGAGGAGGAUGCGGACGAGGAGGAUGGGGCAGGGCAGGUGGGGAGCUAGGCCUGCGGUCCUGCUGUCCGCGCUCGGGACAGGCCGGCCUGAAUGUGCGCUGUGAACGUCACGGGCCCAGCGCCGGAGGCAGGUGCUGCACCACAUGUCUGUGGCCAGAGGAGGGGCCUGCAGUCUGCCUUUUGUCGACCAGAUCAGCUGUUUUUACCAUUUUAAAUCUGACUUUUCUGCAUUUCUAAACAAGUGAGCAGGUGGAGCUCUGGGGUCAGCCCAGGGGCACCCACCCUGCGUGUGGUCAGAGCCCGAGCCCGGGCAGGGACGGCCGAGCCGGGUGGGCUCCUUGGUUCCUUGUGAAGAAACUUCCGUAAAUCAGUCUACUGAAAUUCAGAGGGGAUCAGAAUGAGCGGGUCUGUCCUAUGGUCUUGAAAAUCAGUGUCUCACGGCCAGAAAUCUUCCUUCAGCUCCACGACUUCCCCUGAAGCCACCUGGGGGGAUGCUUCUGCCGAGAGCAGGUGGAGGUUGGCUGGCAGGACAGGUGGGUCCCCGCCCCCUCCGGCUCGGGGUCCUCCCUGAGUCCUCCUGGACCUCCUGCCUGGUCCCCAGGCCCCGGUCUCCUCCCCCUGCUUCAGGGUGACCGGUGCUGGUGGGGCGAGGGUCGGACCACACACAUUCCUUGGGAAUCAGGGGCACGCCUCCCCACCCUGGAAGCUAUUUUCAAUCCUGUGUCUAUUUUUUAAAUUUUCUGAAAGUGCUUACGUACAGAUUUUAUUGUACACACUUUGAGAUUUCGGUGGGAACGGGGUUUGUGCUGUGACGUGGGACCAUUCUGUGCAGCCCCCGUAACCGUCCAGAGAGCUGGGCGACUCGGUCAGGGUGCCUGGCGCUUGGCAGGCCAGGGAGGUGCCCACGCUGCUCUCACUUCUCCCGGGGGCCUGGCUUCGUGGGAGCGCACAUCAUUCCAGCCCCGUGCCUGCGUCACCGGUGCCGGGGGCCGGGUCCCCGUGGUGUCUGGUGGGAGCUGUGGCUCAGAGGGCACAUGGCCCUGGCCCCCGGUUACUGUUGCCUAACGGUGUCCUGUUUUGAGUAACUGAUUUGUCUCUGAGUUGCGUCUUCACCUGUUAAAUUGUCCGGAAUGGAAGGGGCAGGGGCCUGUCCUUCCUUGGACUUUCUUCUGGAGGGCCGGGGCCAGGGCUGGGGGGCUGUGCUUUGCUUGCUUGGAGGGUCCCGGGCUGGUGGGAAGGCAUCCGGGGUUUCCAGGGCUGGCCCUGCAGCCUGAGCGCGUGUGUGUCCAUCAAGUGCUGCUGCCCCCGCGUGCCCGUCUGGGCAGCUGAGCAGGUGCGGGGGAUGGAGGUCGGCUCCCACCCUCUGCCCGCGCGCUCGGGCACGGUGGGUGGCCCACCCAGCCUCCCGUGGGCUGAGGGGGUGACAGCCCCAGCUUUAGGGCCAGAAGAGAGUGGCAGUCAGAACGCGGGUCACUUGUUCAGACAACAGAGCCGGUGUAGACCAAGUCCUCACGCGUAACGGGGAAUGACCUAGGAAACUUUGGGGUUUUGAAGUAAAUUCUUAAUGUUUCAUAUUGUUAAUAUCUUGAAAAUUUGUUAAAUGUUGAAAGCCUUAUUACUAUUUUCAGAUCCUUUCAAUAAACAGACUUGUUUAA
Molecule: messenger RNA, 9322 nt
Organism: Hippopotamus amphibius kiboko
Lineage: Eukaryota; Metazoa; Chordata; Mammalia; Artiodactyla; Hippopotamidae
Gene: NADK
Product: NAD kinase
Exons: 12
Coding region: 6343-7716 (457 amino acids)
Biological process (GO): NAD+ metabolic process; NADP+ biosynthetic process
Molecular function (GO): NAD+ kinase activity
Source: RefSeq, a predicted model, not a curated record